Molecule: messenger RNA, 934 nt
Organism: Ictalurus punctatus (channel catfish)
Lineage: Eukaryota; Metazoa; Chordata; Actinopteri; Siluriformes; Ictaluridae
Gene: pgam1a
Product: phosphoglycerate mutase 1a
Biological process (GO): glycolytic process
Molecular function (GO): intramolecular phosphotransferase activity
Source: RefSeq, marked provisional
AUUAUUUUAAAAAAGAGAAAUAUAUAAAUGGCUGCUCACAAAUUAGUGCUGAUUCGCCACGGGGAGAGCUGCUGGAACCAGGAGAACCGUUUCUGCGGCUGGUUCGAUGCUGACCUUAGUGAGACUGGGAUUCAGGAGGCAGAGAAAGGUGGACAGGCUUUAAAAGAUGCUGGCUUUGAGUUUGACAUUUGCUACACCUCUGUUCUGAAGAGGGCCAUCCGUACCUUAUGGCUUGUUUUGGAUGGCAUCGACCAGAUGUGGCUUCCUGUGCACAGGACAUGGCGUCUUAAUGAGCGCCACUAUGGUGGUCUGACUGGUUUAAAUAAAGCUGAGACUGCUGCCAAGCAUGGUGAGGCACAGGUGAAGAUAUGGAGGCGCUCAUAUGAUAUCCCUCCUCCUCCCAUGGAGGCAGACCAUGACUUCUACAGUGUUAUUAGCAAGGACCGGCGUUAUGCUGACCUGAGUGAGGACCAGCUACCUUCUUGUGAGAGCCUGAAGGACACCAUUGCUCGUGCACUUCCAUUCUGGAAUGAAGAGAUAGUCCCACAGAUCCAACAGGGCAAGAGGGUGCUGAUUGCUGCCCAUGGCAACAGCCUAAGGGGUAUAGUCAAGCAUCUGGAAGGUAUGUCAGAAGAAGCCAUUAUGGAGCUGAACCUCCCUACAGGCAUCCCCAUACUUUAUGAGCUAGAUGAGAACCUGAAGCCUAUCAAGCCAAUGCAGUUCCUGGGAGAUGAGGAGACUGUGCGCAAGGCCAUGGAAGCUGUGGCAGCACAGGGCAAGGCCAAAAAGUAGUUGACUUCCAUAGACCGAUUUUGUUUAAACUCACUGAAGAGUUCUAAAAGAAGCUACUGCUAAACUUAUUUAACACCAUGAUUCAGUGCAUGUUUGGAAACUUGUACAUUAAUGCUGAGUCACAUUAGUAGUUAAGUACAUC